Anopheles cruzii is the source of this 1754-nucleotide messenger RNA. Its product is annotated as cytochrome P450 6g1-like. NCBI's taxonomy places the organism in Eukaryota, Metazoa, Arthropoda, Insecta, Diptera, Culicidae. The coding region runs from base 107 to 1696 and encodes 529 amino acids. The record is from RefSeq and is a predicted model, not a curated record. The transcript is spliced from 6 exons. Gene Ontology annotation, molecular function: oxidoreductase activity, acting on paired donors, with incorporation or reduction of molecular oxygen; heme binding; monooxygenase activity.
AAGCUUGGCCACGUCGUGAGCAUUCGAGAGUGUCCCUUGCCGUUUGGCCGGGUUCGUGUUUCAUUUCGCGGGCCAUCGUUGGGAUUAGCGAAAGAGGGGGUUUACGAUGAGCCCCGCCAGUGCUGACGUUAUCCAGGGCUAUCUGUCGCUGGUGCUAAUCUGUUUGGCACUGUUUCUGCUAUGGUUUGUGACGACGAUCGGAACCCGAUACUGGCAGCACUCCGGCGUGCCGUACGUCGAGGGCCUCCCGGUGGUGGGCAAUUUCCGCGACGCGCUGUUGAUGCGAAAAUCCAUGUUCGACGUGAUGGACGAGUUGUACGGAAACGAACGCGUCCGCAGUAGCCCCCUGUUUGGCAUCAGCAAGCUUAUCACGCCGACGAUCGUGCUGCGCGAUCCGGGCCUCAUCAAGCAGAUUCUCAUUAAAGAUGCGGCCUUUUUCUGCAACCGGACAAUGUGCACCGAUCCACAUGGCGAUCCGUUCGGGUACUACAACCUGCUGAUGAUCAAAAACCCGGAGUGGCGGCAGCUGCGCUCCUAUCUCACGCCGUCACUGAGCUUGAGUAAAAUCAAACAAAUGUACCAGCUGGUCGAUCAGGUCGGUUCGGAAAUGGUGGCAGCUCUCGACGCAUUGCCCCAGAUUCGGCCCCAGGCGCGGGAGACGGAAUUCAAGGAGCUGAGUGCACGCUACACGACCGACGUAAUCGCCAGCACAUUCUUCGGAAUACGGGCCAACUGUCUGCAGGACGCGGACUCCGAGUUCCGGCACUAUGGUCGAAAGAUCUUCGAGUAUGGGCCAGUGCGCGGCAUGACGAUGGCCUCGUUCUUCUUCAUGCCGGAGCUCGUGCCCUACCUGCGGUUGAAACUGUUCCCGGCGGAUACUGAGCUGUUCCUGAGGACGAUCAUCGAGGGGGAGAUCGCCCGCCGGGAGGAAAGUGGGCAGAGUCGGGGAGACUUUAUCGACUCACUGAUCGCACUGAAGAACAACAACGCAACACUGGGAGUGACUGAGAAAAUACCGCUCAAAGGGGACGUCCUGGUGGCACAGGCUGCCACGUUUUAUAUGGCCAGCUUCGAGACGACCUCAUCGGUUCUUUCGUUUGCGCUGUACGAGUUGACCAAGAACCCAAACAUUCAGGAACGGCUACGGGAGGAAGUGCGUUGUAUCGCGGCGAAGUAUGGACCGAACGUUCCGUACGAGGCCCUCAACAACGAGAUGCCCUACCUGGGAAUGGUGAUCUCCGAAACUGCACGACUCUAUCCGGUUCUUCCGUUUCUGGAACGCCAGUGCUCGUUACCGGACGGUGCGACCGGCUUCAAACUGGAGCCUUUCCACGAGUUUGUGGUUCCAAACAAGAUGCCGGUCCUGAUACCGAUCUAUGCGAUACAUCGCGAUCCGAAGUAUUUCCCGAAUCCUCAUCAGUUUGAUCCGGAGCGAUUCGCGAAAGAAAACCUUCACCAAAUACAACCGUGUACUUACAUGCCGUUCGGUGUCGGGCCGCGCACCUGUCUGGGGUCACAUUUCGGAACGCUGCAGAUUAAGAUUGCGCUCGUAAAGCUGCUUGCCCAGUACCGCAUCGAGCGAUCCGUUUCGACUCCGGAAACGUUAACCUAUCGCAAGAAUGCCUUUACCCUGCACUCGAACGAAGGACUGUACGCAGAACUACACGAAGACCGUUUGGUCCAAGAGCACGUAUAAUGAAACUUAACUCAAUCCAUUCGGUUUUAUUUCCUGCCACAAUAAACGUACAUUCACA